ACCGCACGCAGCAGUAUGAAGUCUUUUUUGAUCAAAGAAUUGAAGUAGCAUGAAGUCGAGAUUCCCAUCAAUUAUAUAUACUACCAGCUAGUCCUUUCAUUUGAGCUCAAAAUCAAACUACACUCAUUAGUCAUUACAUAUAUCAUCACCAACAUCAAAAGCUGCUGUAUAUUUCAAGAUAAGCGGUUGCUGCAUCAUGAAUAGCCCAACAGAUGAUCAAGAGAGGGGAGUACAGUUCGCGGCAAAGAGAAGAAAACACACGAACCCAGAAGCUUCCAGAGCUUCAAGGCGACGAUUCUGCAGCAGCAAGAACGAAGGAGGAGGAGGAGGAGUGUCGACGACGCUGAAGCUGUACGAAGAUCCGUGGAAGAUCAAGAAGAUCCUGACCGAAAGCGAUCUGGGAAUCUCGAGCCGUCUGUUGCUGGCCACGGAUUUGGUGAGGAGCCAGAUCCUUCCUAUGCUGGGCCUCGAUCAUGCAAUAGCCGCCGACUCCGACGAAGGUACCUCCGUUAGGGUUUGGGACUUGGAUUCCAAAUCCAUGCACCACCUCGUCCUCAAGCGAUGGCCUUCCUCCAAGAGCUAUGUUUUCAUAGGCAAGUGGAACCAAGAUUUCGUCAGAAGGAGGGAGCUCAAGAAAGGGGACGAGAUUGGGUUCCAGUGGGAUCCUUAUAACUCGUUUUUCAAUUUCUGUGUUCUUAAACGGGCUUGAAACUCUACUCCAUAUAUACAUACAUAUAUUGUCUGCAUAUUAUCUCUCAGUUUCUGUGACUUUAUGCUCAAUUCCUCAAUCUCAUGCCUACGUUAUUGUUACAUACAAUAACAGUGGUGUUGCAAUAAGUUGAUCCUCAGAUAUGUGUAAUUCAGAACUAUGAUAAUAUAAGUUCAUAGUGUAGUUUCUGUU
Messenger RNA from Prosopis cineraria, 901 nucleotides. RefSeq names its product B3 domain-containing protein At2g33720-like. Bases 197 to 709 code for a protein of 170 amino acids. Gene Ontology annotation, molecular function: DNA binding. The transcript has a single exon. Lineage: Eukaryota; Viridiplantae; Streptophyta; Magnoliopsida; Fabales; Fabaceae. The record is from RefSeq and is a predicted model, not a curated record.